Molecule: messenger RNA, 1410 nt
Organism: Colletotrichum karsti
Lineage: Eukaryota; Fungi; Ascomycota; Sordariomycetes; Glomerellales; Glomerellaceae
Exons: 4
Coding region: 1-1410 (469 amino acids)
Biological process (GO): negative regulation of silent mating-type cassette heterochromatin formation; negative regulation of rDNA heterochromatin formation
Cellular component (GO): Rpd3L complex; cytosol
Source: RefSeq, a predicted model, not a curated record
AUGGCUACCCAACAGAUCCUCUUCGCCGAGACCGUGGCCGCGAUGAAAAAGGCCCUCAAGCGCAAAGCUUACGAAUCCGAUUCAGACGAUGAGAUUGACCACUACGGGAACCGCGGCCACAAGCUUAAGAAGCGUGCCCUCUUCUCUCACCAAGGCCAGCUUGCGCCUCCCUCCGGACCCGAGGUCUACAAUGAGGUGAUCGACUACGCCGGACAACAACGCACAAUAAUUAGUCGCAACCCUCCGAUAGUCGACGAAGAAGGCUACGAGAUUGACAGCGACGACGACGAAGAGCGUAUACAGGAGGCCGUCGCCUCUGCCACAGAGCUCGACCCCUAUGCCAACAUUCGGAUCGAACAGAUCCUCGCCCCAUUGACCGCGUCGACCGACCUCCCGACCCAUCCUACCCUCUCGAAACCCUUCACGGCCAAGACCUUGAACGAGAUUGCCGACCAGAGCUGCGAAGUGAUGCGAAAAGAGAACAGAUCCCUGUGGAAAGUUAAGCACCUCUUCACGAGGCUAUGCGGCGACUACACCUGGAUUCCCUGUGGCAUGAUGGUGGGCCCUGACGACGUUGAGCUGUACUCGGCCGAAUAUCUGGAGCGUGCAUUUCAGGGCGGCCUAAAGACCUCGACCGAGAACGAGGAGCCUUCUCCGGCGCCGGUCAACGGCGACGCAAGGCCGAACCAGGCGCCGAAUGGCACGAAUGGAGAACCAUCAGGCGACAAGGACAGCGGCGAUGGCGAUAUCACGAUGACAGACGCUGGGUCAGACAAGCCAGAGGGCCGCAAGCCACUGCCAGACAAACCCGCAAAGGACGACGCAAAAGCUGAGGGUGACACUGCCAAACCAUCAGAAGGACAAACCUCGACCGACGCUACCCCGAAGGAGGGAGAGGAGGCAAGCGCGGAUAAGAAACAGAAGCAGAAGGCCACCGAUGUCGAAAUGCACCAGGCCGGCGCCGUUCCUCCACCACAUCAGGACGCGGAGGCGACGAACCGGAACGGCACGCACGUGCCGUCAGUAGAGUCGGACCAGAUGGAUGAGACCUUUGUGCACCCAUUCUUCCGGCCGCCGCCAAACGCCCGCCCAGACCAGAAUGUGGGUAUUCCGGAGCCAGAAGCCGAGGAUAUCCGCCGGCUACUCGCGCUGUACGUGCAAAAGCAGGAAGAGGUCUGCCGCGGAGCCAGGAAGCUCCACGAAGGCCUCCUCAAGGCGAAUCGUCUUCGCAGGACCGUCCUCCACUGGUCCAAGGCGGAGGCUCACUGCGGACCGAACCGCGACAUGUCGGACGGCGAAGACUGGUACGACAAGGAGGAAUGGGGCUUGACCGAGGACCUUAAGAAGGGCCAGGACGACGAGGAAGAAGACACGGGCACAGUGGCCAAGAAGACUAGGAAUCGCAGGUGA